Molecule: messenger RNA, 2692 nt
Organism: Lycium ferocissimum
Lineage: Eukaryota; Viridiplantae; Streptophyta; Magnoliopsida; Solanales; Solanaceae
Product: RNA polymerase II degradation factor 1-like
Exons: 2
Coding region: 341-2395 (684 amino acids)
Molecular function (GO): protein binding
Source: RefSeq, a predicted model, not a curated record
AUAAUAUGACAGCAGUUCAUUCUCUCAACUAUUAUGGGAUACUUCAAUAAACUCUUGGAAAAAUAAGUGUCAAAUAUUAUAUGUUGUACACUUACCAUGGACUCCAAAUAAAGUUCCAUAGAUAAAUGGACCAUUCACUUCUUGAACACUUAUUAGGUGUUGCCAGUAAGUUUUUGAACUCUGUUUCCCUCUCUCUGGUUGUAUGCUAGCUGGAUGAAAUAUAAUACUCUAAAACUACAAGUCUGCAACUAUUUUAAUUACUAGCUCCUAGUGUUACACACUAUUCUCCCAAACUCCCUCAGCUGUAGAUCUCUCAUUAGUCCAUUUUCAUCUGAAAUCAAUGGAUCCUCCACCUAUUCCUUCCCAUAUCACUGCCACUCCCAUAGUUACCAAUAUUGCCCAACAAAACUAUCCAGAUUCUGCAAGCUCCUCUCCGCGCUCCCGGCAAAAUGACACGUGGGACCAGGAGUCUCUGCCACCUGUCCCCGGUGCAAAACUCCGCCUCAUGUGUAGCUAUGGGGGUCACAUCAUUCCCCGUCCACACGAUAAGUCCCUAUGUUAUGUUGGUGGUGACACCCGCAUUGUGGUUGCUGACCGUCAUUCCUCCCUCUCCGAUCUUCAAACUCGCCUUUCCCAUACUCUCCUCAAUGGUAGGGGAUUUUCCCUCAAGUAUCAGCUCCCUAAUGAAGAUCUUGAUUCCCUUGUAUCUGUCACAACUGAUGAAGACUUGGAAAACAUGAUCGAAGAAUAUGAUCGCACAAUGUCAGCUUCGCCUUUGAAACCUUCUCGUCUUCGUUUGUUUCUUUUUCUUGCCAAACCUGAGACUGCUGCUUCCAUGGGUUGCCUGCUUGCUGAUUCCAAAUCCGAAACAUGGUUUGUUGAUGCUCUCAACAAUGCUAGUUUGCUCUCCAGAGGGCUUUCUGAUUCAGCAGCUGUAGAUAAUUUCCUGGAAAUUGAAACCAUUCCGAAAAGUGAUUCUGGUGUAAACCUGGAUCAGGCUCAGAAUGAAUCCUUGGCUGCAAACAAUAGGCAAAUGGAAAAGACUCCAUUAAUCCAAGAAGUGCAAUCCACUAUGCCUGAUUCACCAAUGGUUGAAACAACCUCAUCAUUUGAAUCCAGUGUUUCAUCUCCAUCUAUGCCAAAUUUGCCCCCAAUUAAGGUCCGGGAAGAUGGUCAAAUGACUGCAAGAUUCCACGAUCAGAUGCUCGGGUUAGAUGAGCAGUUUUCAAAUGCGCAAAAGCUGGAUAAUGGUUACAUUCAUGUGGCUGCACAAGCAGCAACACCCCCUCUUCCUACUGUGAUUGGCGGUGCAGCCGUUAUGUCAUCAGCUACUUUGGUGAAUGCUGCACCGGCUACAGGGGAAAAUCAUGGCCGGGUUAUCUCUGAUGAUGAAAAAUCAGAUCAUAGUGCGCUCUCUGCACGCAGAAAACCUCCAUUGCCAUUACAGCCUAUUCAGCGGAAAGUUGGAGAUGGUUAUAACUUGCCAUCACCUGAUUCAAAGCAUGCUGGAGGUUACAACUUGCAAUCACCUGAUUCUGUAGCAAGUGAUAGCAGCAUUGCAUCAGGUACAUCUUUCUCGAAACACACGGUUUAUCAAGAUGCACCUCCAGCGACAGGUCGCGAAACCAGAGUGGCUCCUGCUGUAACUGACCCCAAAAAUAAUGUUAUGGACUAUAACUCUCAAAUUCAGAUGCAGCAGCAAGUUCAGGAUUCUGUAGCUAUGCAAGUUCCACAGCAAAAUCAACAGCAGCAGCAGCAGCAGUUUGUUCCUGCUAACGCACAUUACAUCCAACAUACUGCAACAGGUCCAGUGGCUUACUAUCAAAUGUAUGCACCCCCAACCCAGCAACCACUUCAUCAACAAAUGGAUCAGCAAUAUCAAAUGUAUUAUGUGCCAGUACCUCAGACUCAGCCGUAUAAUAUGACAGUGCAAUCUAAUAUAGCUGAUGCUAAUGCUGCUACAGCUUCAAGCCAGCAACAAACACCACCAAAUCCAACAACGCUUUCACCCUCAGCAAUGUUUAAAGAAGCACUCCCACCGAUUUAUCCAGCAAGGACAGUCCAGUCCACUAAGCCUGAAAUGCCUGCCAAUGUAUACAGAACAGCGACCCAGGCGAAUCCAACAGUAGUUCAAGUUCCCCAAAGUCAAUUUCAUCAGCAGUAUUACGGUGUUCCCCAGGUUCCUCCUCCAUCACAGCAAAUGGCUGCUGUUUCUAACGGCGCUGCUAAUUUUGGCUAUGAAUAUUCUCAUCCUAUGCAUGAGCAGGUGUACUAUACCCAACAAACAGCUCCACCACUUCCUUCUCAGUACCAAACUAUGACCCCUACCACCGCAGUUUUAUUAUCAGCACAGAUAGCAGCAGAGAAUACCACAGCUCAGAACAGAAAUCCAUAGCCUCCAUAAAUAACACUAGGCAUUUCAAAGAUUUGAUAUCAAGUGUAUUUUUCUUUUACAGUAUGGAGUAUAUCAUGGCAGAGAAUAAGGUUAUAGCAGUAUUCUUCAUCCUACAACAUGCUGCUGCUUUGAUGGGGGUGAGAAGAUACUUGCUUGUGGUGUCAUAAGGCAAAACUAAGAACAGUGCUGUAAUUGCUUCUCAUGUAGUUAUUGCUCCCCUCCUGGUCAUAUAUUGUCUUAAUAUUAACUGGUAUUGGAUAAUAAACAACAUAGACUAAUCUUUUGGCCGACAAUGUU